Molecule: messenger RNA, 4533 nt
Organism: Homo sapiens (human)
Lineage: Eukaryota; Metazoa; Chordata; Mammalia; Primates; Hominidae
Gene: CDK16
Product: cyclin dependent kinase 16
Exons: 16
Coding region: 2103-3596 (497 amino acids)
Biological process (GO): regulation of cell cycle; growth hormone secretion; neuron projection development
Cellular component (GO): plasma membrane; synapse; transport vesicle
Molecular function (GO): protein kinase activity; protein serine/threonine kinase activity; ATP binding
Source: RefSeq, a predicted model, not a curated record
GCUACUCGGGGGUAGGGCUGCGGAGGGGAUCUAGUGUGUAAUAAGGGGGAUCAGGGCUUUCAUGAAGGGAUCUAAGUGUGAACCAACAAGGAUUAUAUCUGUGGAGAUAUCUCUGAGCAGAGAGCAAUAGAGGACAGGAAUGUGUGAUGAUCUCGGUGUGCUAAAGUGGAUUACAGCUAGGGAGGGCUGAAGUGUGUGCUAAUGGGAGUCAGGGCUGAAUGAGACCUGUGUGCACUAAUGAGGGUCAGGCCAUGGUAGAACAGUGUGUUUGUGUGUCCCUGCGGAAUAGGGCUGAGUAAGGGUUCAGGGUGCACUAAUGGGGAGGCAGGACUGUGUGAGGCCCGGCGUGUGCUAAUAGAAAUCAGGCCUGAGUGAAGACUCAGUUUGUGCUGACAGAGGGGACAGGACAGUGGAAGGACUGGAAUGUGUGUUAAGGAUGGUCGUAGCUGUGAAGGGGCCUGAGUGUGGGUAACACUGGUUAGAGAUCUAUCUGUAAGGUUCACUUUAUGUUAAUAGCAUUCAGAGCAGCAUGAAGAAGGUCCAGUGAGUGCUAAUGUGGGUCAGCUAUAGAGUACCCCAAGUGCAUGUUAAUAGAGGUCAGAAUCAUGUAGGGGGAACAGUACGUUAAUGAGGGGAGUCAGUACUAUGGAGAAGGUAACAAGCAGCUAGGCCAGGGAGGGGCCCAAGAAUGUGGUGGCAAGAGUUACUUAGAGGAGGCUAAGUGUGUGCUGACAGAGUUCAGGGCGGUAUGUUAUGUGUUAGGGCUUUGAAUGCUGAUGGGUAUAUGAGAUAAUAGCAGGUAAGAUGUAGUGAGGCCUCCUUGAGGGUCUAGCGUGUAUUAAUGGGGAUCAGGACAUAGGGUGCGAUGACCAAGUCCUUAGUGGUUGGUGUGUUGAGUAUCCUUGAGUAUGAGAGUAGUCUGAGGAUGGGUGUAUGUCUUUGGGGAUCAGGAAGGGUCAGGCAGGACAUGUGCCUUUUUUGGGGUAAGGUUUUAUGUCCAGUUUCUUGCUCCCUCCUUUUUUGAAAUCUAAAAAGCUCAUUCAACUGAAAUGAUAUUUAAAAGUUUCCUUGCGUAUAAAUGUUCAAUUAUCUCUGUUCACAGGGGCAUGUCUGAGACCCCCAUCCCCCUUUCUGGGAGUGUUAUGUGAUAUACAGAUUUUACACCCCAUCUUCCUAAAAUCCCAAAAAACUGAACUCCAGAGCAUGUCCAGCCCUUGGGGUUUCCAGUUAGAGGUCGUGGACCCAUGGCUCCUCCUGGCUUCCUCCCCAUCCUCCAUUCAGCCCUACUUCCAGUCUCCCCCAGCCCCUCCCCUACUCCCUGUCACAACAUGCAAAGCAACUGGGUAUCUGUGCCAUAUGGGGACACAAGGUUGUCUUUGGGAGCUGGCCAUGCUUUACCUUCCUUGCCUUAGGCCCAGUAUUCAGCCUCCCAGGUCAGGAUGUUUUGUGGUUAUCCUGGGUUCUCCAUGGAUGGACCUCAUCCUGUAUCUGAGGUCUUUCUGCUAGGGUGGCCCCUACCCCUCCUGGGGAUAGUGAGUUCAGCCAGGUGGGGGCGAGAACUGCUGGGGGAAGCACCUGAUUUCAAGGUAGCAGAUGACCCAUUUCUCUCCUCAAAUCCAGCCCCAGUCUCAUCCUCGACCUCCUAUCUAGCUCUACUUCCCUUGGGCCCAGGGCCAUCUUAGGCCCUGCUGUGAGUCCAGAUGGUUCCUGGGUCAGGUCUUUCCCCCUCCUUGCUGGCCCAGAGCCCAAGAGGAAGCAGAAGACGGCUGGCCUAAGCCUUUUGGUGGCCCCAUUCCCUUCAGCAAUCCAUCUAGGUCAUCUUCCUGUCGAUGCCAGCAUCCCUGGGCUACCUUGUUUAGGGUUGUUCAAUGAAUAGCAGGGACUCAUCACCUCAGCAGAGGUUGGUCCUAGGCCCUCAGCCCCCUGAUUCACUUAUUUCUGCCAUAAGCACUUUUUGAGCAUCUACUCUGUGUCAGUCACUAUUCCAGGUCCUCAGGAUAUAGCCGUGACCUAAACACAGAAAUCUACCCUGGCGGAGCUGAUCUUCUAGUUGUGGCGGUGAGGAGAUAGACAGUAAAGACUAAAGAAACCAAUAAAUCGCCAUGGAUCGGAUGAAGAAGAUCAAACGGCAGCUGUCAAUGACACUCCGAGGUGGCCGAGGCAUAGACAAGACCAAUGGUGCCCCUGAGCAGAUAGGCCUGGAUGAGAGUGGUGGUGGUGGCGGCAGUGACCCUGGAGAGGCCCCCACACGUGCUGCUCCUGGGGAACUUCGUUCUGCACGGGGCCCACUCAGCUCUGCACCAGAGAUUGUGCACGAGGACUUGAAGAUGGGGUCUGAUGGGGAGAGUGACCAGGCUUCAGCCACGUCCUCGGAUGAGGUGCAGUCUCCAGUGAGAGUGCGUAUGCGCAACCAUCCCCCACGCAAGAUCUCCACUGAGGACAUCAACAAGCGCCUAUCACUACCAGCUGACAUCCGGCUGCCUGAGGGCUACCUGGAGAAGCUGACCCUCAAUAGCCCCAUCUUUGACAAGCCCCUCAGCCGCCGCCUCCGUCGUGUCAGCCUAUCUGAGAUUGGCUUUGGGAAACUGGAGACCUACAUUAAGCUGGACAAACUGGGCGAGGGUACCUAUGCCACCGUCUACAAAGGCAAAAGCAAGCUCACAGACAACCUUGUGGCACUCAAGGAGAUCAGACUGGAACAUGAAGAGGGGGCACCCUGCACCGCCAUCCGGGAAGUGUCCCUGCUCAAGGACCUCAAACACGCCAACAUCGUUACGCUACAUGACAUUAUCCACACGGAGAAGUCCCUCACCCUUGUCUUUGAGUACCUGGACAAGGACCUGAAGCAGUACCUGGAUGACUGUGGGAACAUCAUCAACAUGCACAACGUGAAACUGUUCCUGUUCCAGCUGCUCCGUGGCCUGGCCUACUGCCACCGGCAGAAGGUGCUACACCGAGACCUCAAGCCCCAGAACCUGCUCAUCAACGAGAGGGGAGAGCUCAAGCUGGCUGACUUUGGCCUGGCCCGAGCCAAGUCAAUCCCAACAAAGACAUACUCCAAUGAGGUGGUGACACUGUGGUACCGGCCCCCUGACAUCCUGCUUGGGUCCACGGACUACUCCACUCAGAUUGACAUGUGGGGUGUGGGCUGCAUCUUCUAUGAGAUGGCCACAGGCCGUCCCCUCUUUCCGGGCUCCACGGUGGAGGAACAGCUACACUUCAUCUUCCGUAUCUUAGGAACCCCAACUGAGGAGACGUGGCCAGGCAUCCUGUCCAACGAGGAGUUCAAGACAUACAACUACCCCAAGUACCGAGCCGAGGCCCUUUUGAGCCACGCACCCCGACUUGAUAGCGACGGGGCCGACCUCCUCACCAAGCUGUUGCAGUUUGAGGGUCGAAAUCGGAUCUCCGCAGAGGAUGCCAUGAAACAUCCAUUCUUCCUCAGUCUGGGGGAGCGGAUCCACAAACUUCCUGACACUACUUCCAUAUUUGCACUAAAGGAGAUUCAGCUACAAAAGGAGGCCAGCCUUCGGUCUUCGUCGAUGCCUGACUCAGUUGCCGGUGGACAGCAUGGCCGUGCCAGCCUCCCACACUGAGGCCAGGUCUACCCCCCAUCAUACCAGCCCCCAGGACCACUACCCCACGGCCAGCCAGGGGUCCAGAGCUAGCCCAGGCUGGGGAUCUCGACUCAGACAAGAUGGUGACAAUGCCUUGAGUCUGAGGCAUCCUCUGCCUGCUUUCCUGCCUGCCCCACCUGCCUCAUAUUGUGUGGGCCUUUUUUUGUUUGUUUCAUUCAUUGUUUUUUUUUUUUUAAUUAUUUUAAAUGAGAUUUUUGUUUUUUUUAAAUGCAAUAUCUCUGUAUACAGACUGGCUGGGCCCCACCCCCUGCGUGUGGCCCUCCCACAGUAUUUUGUGCAAUGAAGCCCUGCUCCCAGCCUUUCAGAGACAGGGACACAGCCCCUAUUUGGAACCCUGAUCAUCACCAGACCCUGGGAUUGGCUAUGGGAAAGCAUGCCACAGCCACUCGCCUUCCUACCCCCGCCCGCCAUCCCCAGUUGCAGGGGGAUCUGGGGACUACCAGAGACUCUGGGAAAUGGACAAGGUGGGGGGCCCCACUCUUUCUCUCCUGCAGUCCCGUAGCUGGGGCCUCCUUCCUUCUCAGGGUCUCCCCAGCCCAGUCCCCUUGCUCCCAUCCCACUCGGUGCUGUUGGGUAGGGGCCCUGCCAGGAACUGACCAGCUCAGCGAGGAGCCAUAAUGUGCAUAUGUGCACAAGCAGGGUUGGGGGAGGGGGGUGUGAGGGGUUGUGCCCAGGUGUUGCCCCCUAUCUCCUGGGGAGGGUGAGGCAGGGCAGGGACAGUCUCCAGGGUCAGUCCCUGGAUGGGUGGUUACCUCCCCUUCCUCCACCCUAAGCCCUGGGGCCCUGAAAUGGGGUGGGAGGGCAGGGGUGGGAGCCCUCCUAGUGGGUUUGGGGGGUUGGGUUCCUGAAUGCACCAUAAUCGCUGUAUGAAAUAUUAAAAAGUCUAAAGUGAAAA